GGCCCCGGCGGAAGGGGAGGUGGCGAGCGCGUGCCCGCAGGCGGCGGCGAGAAGAUGGCGCCGCUCGGGGGACUGUCUGAGGACUCCGCGGACUCCGGCUCGGAGGAUUCCUCCCUCUCGGACUCGGAGCUCCAGGAGGCCUUCGCCAAGGGCGCGCUGAAGCCGGGGCUCAACGUGGUGCUGGAGGGGCGGCCGAAGCAGCCCAACGAUGUGGAAGGUUUGAAGCAGUGCCUGGCUGAAUUCAGACAGCAGCUAGCUUGGGUGGAAAGGCUGGAUGUGACUUUGGGUCCGGUUACAAACGUUGUGGAAUCUGUCUCACAGAAUACUACUGACAAAGAUGCUGUGGACCCUGAGAAUGAUUUCCAGAGAGAGAUGAGCUUCUACCGCCAGGCUCAGGCAGCGGUCCUGGAAGCCCUCCCUAGGUUGCGGAAGCUCAAAGUUCCUACUAGAAGGCCAGAUGAUUACUUUGCAGAGAUGGCCAAAUCAGACCAACAGAUGCAGAAGAUUCGUCAGAAGCUUAAGAGUAAACAGGAAGCGAUGGAGAAGUCUGAAAAAGCAAAACAGCUCCGUGCAAUGAGAAAAUAUGGAAAGAAGGUACAAAUAGAAAUUCUCCAGAGGAGGCAAAAGGAGAAGAAAAAUAUGUUGAAUGCAGUCAAGAAAUACCAGAAAGGUCUCUCUGACAAGCUGGAUUUUCUAGAUGAAGAGCAGACUUCGUCUCAGGGAAAAAAAAAAGGCAGUGCUAAUCAACGGAUGAAGAAAGGACCAAAUGCCAAAAGACGAUACAAAAAUCAGAAGUUUGGUUUUGGUGGGAAGAAAAAAGGCUCAAAGUGGAACACAAAGGACAGCUUUAACGAUGUGUCUGGCUUCAAGUCAAAAGUCGCUCACAAUAAAGGCCCAGGAAAAGGAGGAAAAAAAGCCCUCAAUAAGAGACCUGGCAAGAGAACACGGCAGAAAAUGAAGAGCCGAGCACACUAAGAGGAUUGUGCUCCCCAGCGGGGCUCUUUUGUCUCUGUGUGUUGGAAGGUGUUUCUGCUGUCUCCAGGCAGCUAACUGUAGAGCAAGCAGGAUGCUUCCAAAUAGCAAGAAAAAAGUCAGUGGAAAUUAGUGCCUUAUCACUAAUUUCUUACUGUCUGUUCUGCUGAAUGAUUGCUUGCUAUUUAAACCUUUGGUGUGUGAACGUAUUAAAUAGUUUACACAGAA
Messenger RNA from Cygnus olor (mute swan), 1200 nucleotides. It is a transcript of the gene EBNA1BP2, whose product is annotated as EBNA1 binding protein 2. Gene Ontology annotation, biological process: rRNA processing; ribosomal large subunit biogenesis. The record is from RefSeq and is a predicted model, not a curated record. The coding region runs from base 55 to 975 and encodes 306 amino acids. Gene Ontology annotation, cellular component: nuclear periphery; nucleolus; preribosome, large subunit precursor. NCBI's taxonomy places the organism in Eukaryota, Metazoa, Chordata, Aves, Anseriformes, Anatidae. The transcript is spliced from 9 exons.